AUGCCCCCUCUGGCGACAUCAACCACCGCACCGGAGCUGCUGUCUGCUGUUCCUCCAGUCGUUGCGUUGAGGACGGCACUGAAGGAUCUUGUCGACACCUCCGAGAACAUCUUCACUUGUUUCUCCACGGAUUCGCGACAGAAGACGGCAAAGGCUGCGGCAACUGCGUUAUUCAAAGCCGUUCGCGAGUUGGAGACGUUCUGCAAUGAGCAUCAUGACCUAUUGGAGAGUUCGACUGCGAUGAGGAAGUUACUUGGUCAGGUCGUUCAGGAAACGGAAGACCUUUAUCGCAAAUGCUGCGAGGCCUCAUCACCUCCGCCAUCGGCUGGCGUCAUCUCGAAACUGGUGCAGGGCCUUCAGUCAUGGAGACAUCAGCCGCCGUCAAUGGAGAAAGACAUCUUCAAACUGGUCAACGAUGUCAACCAAUGCCAUAUGAGGUUCACAUCGUUCACCGUGAAGCGUGUGGAGAAAUUCCUCGUAGCCAUAGCCCAUUCCAGUAUCGGCCAAAUUAUUCGCACAAAGGGCCUAAUACGUCCCAGAGAAGACGAGGACGAGGAAGAGCUUCGUGCUGAGGUGACCGAGGGCCAACUAGUGCAGUUCAUGGGUUCAUCAUCUACGACGAAGCUGUCGAUGGCAUCCUCAAGACUCACCGCCGAUCUCAUCGCCGACAUGUAUAUUCGGCUUCAAGUCAAAGUCAUCAACGAAUCUCUUAUGGACCUGAGCGCCAUUAAAUUCGCCAAGGUCGAAGAGCACAUGGAGGAGUACACCCGCCCGUUCCAACCUCUUAUGGCUCGUUCCUUCGACUCUAUCGACCCAAGCAUGCUCCACGAUAGUGUUGUAACACAGGCAUUGGAACUUCAGCGUAUUUUGCGGGAAGGAUCAACGACGAUGUCGAUUCAAGAAGGGGCAUGGGAGAUGGUGAACCUGUCGAUCGGACUGUUCAACCUGAGCAUGUUCGAAGAAGCGGCCAACAUGGGCACCUGGACGGUCAACCUUUUCCGCAAGCUUGUCGAGAUGGACGAGAAAAUAUAUAUGCCAUACCUCAUCCACACGCUCCGGCACGUCACGAAAUACUACCAAGCCGUUGACAAUCUCGAUGGAGCGAUCGACGCCAUUGAAGAGUCGCUGAGGCUGAGCCGGAAACUGGUGGAGCAGCAGCCCGACGCCGAGGAGCUGACUGUUCAGCUCGGUGGCGUGUUGUCAACGUAUGCGAUGAUGCUUGGCCUAAAGAACGACCACGAGAAGGGUUUGGAGGCCAUUAACGAAGCUACUGCGGUCUUUGAGCGAAUGUCGUAUCGUCAACGAGGCAUCGCGGACGCGGAGGGAGUGGAUGAUUCCGCAAUCACUACCCUGUCGGACAAAGCCCUAUGUGACUACGCCAGGGCGCUGCACCAGAAGUCGUAUACCCUCGAAUCACUUGGACGGCUGGAGGACGCAAUCGAUGUCGAGAAGAAGGCCUCACAGAUUAUGCAGUCCCUAUGCCCGCUCUACCCUGACUCGAUUUUAGAGACGGAACUCGCCGAGAUGCUCUACCGCCUCUGCCACAGAGACUUCCGCUCCAUCAUUCCAGCCCUUCAAGCCUUGUUCUACGCGGAAGAGUGUGUGAUGAUCUACGAGCUGUUCACCGAACACGAUUCGAAGAAGUACGGGCAGUACUUGUACUCGGCGUACUGGGAGAAAGCGACGAUCCACGGCUUGCUGGACCAAACCGACGACGCUCUCAAGACGUGGAAGAAAGCUGCUGAUCUCGCGAAGAGGAUCAUCGCUGACCAGACCUUCCUCGCGGAUGCGCUAUACCAGGCUUGCUGGAGCCUGCGCAAGCUCCAGCGACACGAUGAAGCCGUGACAAUUCGCCUCGAGUCCGUCCAAACGUAUCACGAGAUCCACAAAACGGCCUCUGUGGUGGAGGCGAAUGGACACUACGAUCUCGCCGUCGACUUCCAGUUAGCCCAUCGUUACCCUGAGGCUCUCAAGUCCGCCGAAGAAGCCUUGGCCCAGUACAAGAUUCUGGCCGCGAACAACCCCGACGAGACAAAGCGUGUCGCACAGGCGCAGACGCUCGUUAGCCACAUCCACUGCGACGCAAGCGAUCUGGAACUUGCGUAUGAAGCCAGUCGAGAGGCCGUUAGGACCUAUCAGUCAUUAGUUGAGACGCGUGCAGACCACAUCGCGGCGUACGUGCGUUGCUUGCGGAUUGCUAUAUCUAUUAUCUACAGGUUGUCCCAUCCGGAGAAGUCAGUAGGGUUUGGCGAAGAGAUCGUCCACGAGUUCAAGGAGCUGAUUAAGGACUAUCCGAAAGACGUCGGCUUCGCGCUGGCCGAGGCUAUGUCGACCCUCUCUUGCAUCCUCACCGAUUUGAAACGCCCUCCAGAAGCGAUGGCAUGGAUUCUCCAGCUGAUAGAGUAUUUCGAGGGUUAUGAGGAUAGAAGUGCCGAUGCUGUUGGACGACACAUCAAUGCACUCAUCGACUACGCCAGCAUCAUCGAUUGUCAGGGACACAGCGAGCGCGCGUUGGAACCUAUUGAGAAAGCCAUCAAACUUGGACUGGACUUCGGCGUCUCAGACGCCACUUUGGUAUCACGGACGUCAGGUGCAAUGUUCCGCCGGGCGCACUUGUGCUGUGAGGUGGGACGAUACGCCGAUGCUUUGGAGAUCGCCAACGAGACACUCGACUUUGUUCGCAAGAACAACCCGUCACUCAUCAGCGACCUUGUCGGCACUCUCCAAGUCUGUGUCAUGGUAAAUCACUACAACCACAACGAGGCCAAGGCGAUGGAGUACGCGAAGGAAGCUGUGGAGGUCUGUCGCGGCGAGGCGAUGGCCAAGCUGGUGAAGGAACAAAUCGAUGACCUCUGCUUCUUGCCGAACACGCUGAUCGACGUUUCGACGUGCUGGUGGUACCUCGGGGAGCAUGCCGAGGCAGCGAAAGUCGCGCAGGAGGCCCUGGACGAGAUCACAAAGCUGGAGCCUCCCAAGUCGGCCUUGAACCCUGCCCGUUGGGAGAACACGUACUUCUACGCUCUGAAGCAGGUCUGCGUCACUCAGUUUGCGAACGGCUCCAUGCUUGACGACAAGGACAUUCUCCGUGUCAAGGUGUUCAGCGAUGAGAGGAUGAAGACGAACAACGGGUAUACUAAUCAGAUGGCCGAGUUGUUGGACACGCUACAGCUGUACUAUUGUAUGCGUGGACGCCAUGAAGAAGGCGCCAGGUAUGGGAAGGAGCUGCAGGACCUUCGGGCGCGAUUGCAUGAGGAAUUCCCAGAACUUGCGCGCCAGGUGGAACGUGAGUUGGAUUGGAGGAGGGCCACGUCUUCAUGGAUCAAUAUUCUCGCGAAGCUCGACCUGAAGUGCGGACACUACCAGGAUCUGUUAAUACAGCUGUGA
This is a messenger RNA of Cyclocybe aegerita, 3384 nucleotides long. The record is from the annotation of a GenBank genome assembly. NCBI's taxonomy places the organism in Eukaryota, Fungi, Basidiomycota, Agaricomycetes, Agaricales, Hemipholiotaceae.